Micropterus dolomieu (smallmouth bass) is the source of this 2418-nucleotide messenger RNA. RefSeq names its product poly(rC)-binding protein 2. The record is from RefSeq and is a predicted model, not a curated record. Bases 217 to 1197 code for a protein of 326 amino acids. Gene Ontology annotation, molecular function: mRNA binding; single-stranded DNA binding. NCBI's taxonomy places the organism in Eukaryota, Metazoa, Chordata, Actinopteri, Centrarchiformes, Centrarchidae. Gene Ontology annotation, biological process: regulation of gene expression; regulation of RNA metabolic process. The transcript has 13 exons. Gene Ontology annotation, cellular component: nucleoplasm; cytoplasm; nucleus.
GUUGUCUUUGUGUAAAGGAGUGGAGCUCGAUCUCACAUCACUCUUCCCUCUUCCCCGAGUCCUUUCUAAACUCUCCCCCGGGUUUCUACCCUCCCGAACCUCUCCCCUUCUACCCUUACAACCCCAACCCUCCCCCCGAUCACUUACCAGCACACGAAUCAGAUCCAUCUCGGUGACCAAAGACCCCAGUUCUUUACGAACAGCUAGGUUGCAGUUAUGGACUCCGGUGUGAUUGAAGGCGGGCUCAAUGUCACCCUUACCAUCAGGCUGCUCAUGCAUGGCAAGGAAGUCGGAAGUAUUAUCGGAAAGAAAGGUGAAUCUGUUAAGAAGAUGAGAGAAGAGAGCGGGGCUCGCAUUAACAUCUCUGAGGGCAAUUGUCCUGAGAGGAUCAUUACUUUGGCAGGUCCAACCACCGCCAUCUUUAAAGCAUUCUCCAUGAUCAUUGAAAAGCUGGAAGAGGACAUAAGCAGCUCAAUGACAAACAGCACAGCUACCAGCAAGCCCCCAGUGACCCUACGCAUUGUGGUGCCUGCCAGCCAGUGUGGCUCCCUCAUCGGGAAGGGUGGCUGCAAGAUCAAGGAAAUUCGAGAGUCAACUGGUGCUCAGGUACAAGUGGCAGGAGACAUGCUCCCCAACUCCACAGAGCGAGCCAUCACCAUCGCCGGUACUCCCCAGUCGAUAAUUGAGUGUGUGAAGCAGAUCUGUGUGGUCAUGCUUGAGUCUCCCCCUAAGGGGGUCACUAUCCCCUACCGGCCGAAGCCUUCAGGAUCCCCUGUCAUCUUUGCAGGCGGACAGGCGUAUGCCGUACAAGGACAGCACGCGAUUCCACAGCCAGAUUCUUCCUCUGCUGCUAUCUCUCCACAGCUCACCAAGCUUCACCAGCUGGCUAUGCAGCAGAGCCCCUUCCCCAUCGCACCAAGCAACCAGGGCUUCACUGGGAUAGAUGCUUCUGCUCAAACCAGUUCCCACGAGAUGACCAUUCCAAAUGAUCUUAUUGGGUGUAUCAUCGGCCGCCAGGGGGCCAAGAUCAACGAGAUCAGGCAAAUGUCAGGUGCCCAGAUCAAGAUUGCUAAUCCAGUGGAUGGAUCGACUGACCGCCAGGUCACCAUCACAGGCUCACCUGCCAGCAUCAGUCUGGCAGAGUACCUCAUCAACGCCAGGCUUUCCUCUGAGGCCACAGGACUGGCAGCCAACUGAUAAGACACUGCAUCUGCACUAGAUCUCACUUUUAUAUCAUCGGCUACCAUAAAAGCAGUCAAUGCAACUAUCCAACUUAAGAGUUUAUAUAUUAUACUGCCUCUUCCUCAUUUGAAAUCAUGUCAUACGCCUCUAAUUUGAUCUGCCGAGUUCAUUAUUUAUUUUCUUAUUUUGUUUUGGUUUUAGUCAAAAGAAGCAAACAAUUAGGUUUUAAUUCCCUUUUUGAGUCAAGUUGGAGGUUUUAAUGAUUUAUUAGACUUUUUUUUAUUUGUUUUUGGGGUUUUUUUGCCUCUUCCCUUUUCCUUUAUUUGCCAUCACAGAGGAGUUGAGUUGGAAAACUCUAAAUAGACAUAUAGAUUUAGUUCUGUACAGUCUGUUUUUUUCUUUAAAAAGAAAAAGACAAAAAAGGAAAAAUUAAAAAAAAGUAUCAAAAAUAAGAAUAGAGUGACAGUUUUAUUGUGUUUAUAUACACGCCCCCUUUUCCUAAGCCAGUUCCACAAGUCAGUCAGUUUCCUGUCCAUAGUCACUUGCUUUAAAUAUACACAGUAUUCUCCCCCUUUGUCACCUUUUCAAUUGAAGUGCUUGUAACAUGAAUUAUACUCGUAUCACUGAGGACCUUUACAUAGCUGUACAUGCACCGUCACUGAUUUAUAUUUGGUUAUGACGACAAAUGUUCUAACACAAUUGAAUUUAUCCAGAUAAUUUAAAAUGUGUAUUACUGCGUGUGUCACCUUUUGCCCCUCAACGCGUCAUUCCUGUUUCCCCCCUCUCCUGGUCCUGAGAUCAUGUGUUGAUAUUUUGCUGGGAUGGGAGGUUUUUGGGGUUUGGGCUUGGCUCUAGGGAUCGGAAGCAGAGGGUUCGCCUCGCUUUUUUGUAAAGACUAUACUAAAAUAAAAAAAAGUUGGAAUAUUUGUUUUAAAUGAAGGAAAUAUUUUUUUUUAAACUACCAAAGGGGGAUUAACUCCUGGACACAGACUGAUCUGUCAGUUAAAUGUGAUGAGGCAGAGAACUGAAAUCAUUGAAGCUCUGGAGCUAGACAAAGAAAGGGUUGUAAGUUAACACUAGUUUCCUGCUCUUUGCUUUGCUCAAGUCAAAAUUUAUUUUAUUUUUUAUUUGCAGGAAAGAAAAACUUUUGUGCACGUUUUUGAGACUGUAGACCUGGGUGCCACGACAUUGUUUAAAAAAAAUACAGAAAUAAAAAUGUGAAAUGCUCAAACCACA